This is a messenger RNA of Phlebotomus argentipes, 1515 nucleotides long. RefSeq lists its product as uncharacterized. The record is from RefSeq and is a predicted model, not a curated record. The transcript has 2 exons. The coding region runs from base 167 to 1192 and encodes 341 amino acids. Lineage: Eukaryota; Metazoa; Arthropoda; Insecta; Diptera; Psychodidae.
UCGGUCAAGCGCUCUCGUUAAGUUUUUCCACAGUCGGAAUUUGCAUUGCACAGAGAUCGAAGUGAUCGCGCGUGAGUGUUUUGCUAGUUUUUUGUCUGCGUUUUAUCUGUAAAUUCCAUUAUCUUUUUGCUGAAACGGCUGAUUUGACUCAAAGACAGGCUUCUUGAUGAUCGCUGCAAAAGCCGCGAAGAAGAAAAUGGAGAAAAUGUUGAACAAUAACAGCUUGGCGACGUCCAACAAGAAAAAGGCUGCGGAGAAUGAUGACAGUCUCUUUGAAAAUGUGGAGCGUCGUUUUCACGAAUUGGCUUUCAGUGGACCAAAGUCAUCCGUGAAGUCUUCUGAUUCUGCCUUCGAGCUGCUGCUGCCGACGACGUCGAUUUUGGAGCAGAAAAACUUCCCUUCCGUCACUGUAUCCGCCGCUGGAGCGACUGGCGCGAUUGCCAAGAAGAGCCAGACAUCUGAGGACAAGUCAGGGCAUGGGAUUGAGGCGCUGUCCGUCAGGAGUCCAAAAAAGACAACCACAAAUGCUUCCACAGCGCCCAAGGCUAAGGCUUCGGGAGUGCAGCAGGCAAAUGGAGAGCAGAAGGUGACUCCGGAAGAGUACGCGAUGCUUCGCGCCAGAGUGGACAUGCUGGAGUCCUUUAUCGGGGCUCUCGCUGCAGAUCACUCCGAUUUGAGGUGUCAAGUGGCUCUGUGCAUGGGAUAUCGCACGAACAUCCAGGCUUUGGAGUAUCGCCUGAACGUGAUGUCGGGCGGCAACGCUAAGAAAGAAGCAAAAGCUCCGCCGCAGAAUCUUCCUGUGGCGGUUCCAAAGGCCGCAGCAAAGCCACCGAAACCGCCUCGUCGUGCGCAGAGCACGGAAGUGUUGCCUUCUGCUGGCCCAGCAUCGGACAAAUACCAGCACUUGUUCGUCACUCGCCUGGCCAACAGCGUCACAACUGAUCAAGUGGCGGAUUACAUGGAGAGCAAGCUGACCUCGAAGCGCCGUCCGCGCUGCAUUCCCUUGAACAGACCCGACGAUCCCCGGGACUAUUCUUCGUUCAGAGUCGAACUGCUGCCCGGGGAUUUCAAGGAAGCGUCUGGCGCGGGCUUCUGGAGCGAGGGCAUCAUCGCCACGACGUUCAAGUUCAAGGGAGCGCCGGGACACGCAAAGAAGCGCUCAACAUCAACUCAUUCAACCAAGAACUUUUAGCUUGAUGCGUUUUUGAUCAUAAUAAUCAACUUAAUUGAAUUUGAGACUUUUCAGGAGCGCGAAAAAUGAAUUUUUUAUGUCAACUGUGGAAAAUAUUUUUCUGCAGAAUUGUGGAAUUAUUUUCAAUAUUUUUUCUAGUUAACAAUUCACGAUGAAUUCGGAUGAAUUAGAGUUUCCUCAAUCGAAUUUCAAUAUUGGAUUAUAAUUUUGAAGUAAUUUUUGUUUUUCAACCAAGAGUUGAUUCAAAUGAAAUAAUUUUGAAAUACAACACUUCAUUAUGACGAUUUAUGCUAUUUACAACAAAAUAUUUAAAUGUAUAACUU